This is a messenger RNA of Arvicola amphibius (Eurasian water vole), 393 nucleotides long. Its product is annotated as lymphocyte antigen 6D-like. The coding region runs from base 1 to 393 and encodes 130 amino acids. Gene Ontology annotation, cellular component: cell surface. The record is from RefSeq and is a predicted model, not a curated record. Lineage: Eukaryota; Metazoa; Chordata; Mammalia; Rodentia; Cricetidae. The transcript is spliced from 3 exons. Gene Ontology annotation, biological process: lymphocyte differentiation.
AUGCUUAGGAUGAAGACAGCUCUGCUACUCCUCCUUGCCUUGGCUGUGGCCACUAGCCCAGCCUGGGCACUCCGAUGUUAUGUGUGCAGCGACAGCGCCAACUGUAUGAAGCCUCAGACCUGCCCAGCCAGCUCCCAGUUUUGUAAAACUGCCACCACAGUGAAUACUCUGUCUGGGAAUCUGGUGAAGAAAGAAUGUGCAGACUCCUGCGUUUCCAACCCCAGCCAGCAGGGCCAGAUCAGCAGUGGUUCCUGGGCCGUACAUUGCUGCCAGGGCGACCUGUGCAAUGGGAAGCUGUACAGCGCUGCAUCUGUACGUGCCCCGUUUAGCAGCGGCACCCUGGGCCUGGCAAUGAGCCUGGGCCUCCUCGCUCUUAUGGUUCUCAGCCUAUAA